Messenger RNA from Gadus morhua (Atlantic cod), 1943 nucleotides. RefSeq names its product zinc finger protein 239-like. NCBI's taxonomy places the organism in Eukaryota, Metazoa, Chordata, Actinopteri, Gadiformes, Gadidae. The transcript has 2 exons. Gene Ontology annotation, biological process: regulation of transcription by RNA polymerase II. Gene Ontology annotation, cellular component: nucleus. Bases 641 to 1618 code for a protein of 325 amino acids. Gene Ontology annotation, molecular function: DNA-binding transcription factor activity, RNA polymerase II-specific. The record is from RefSeq and is a predicted model, not a curated record.
AUGUGGAAAGCAGCAGACCCCAGACACCAUUUCAAUCAAGGUUGAAGAGGAUAUUGGUGGAGGCAUGCCCGCUGUAGGUGUCAGGAAUGCUGAAUCCGCUCUGAUUCCCAGUAUAACUACAGUAUUGGUAAAGCAGGUGAUCGGAAACCACAGAUGACCUGGGUUGUGUCUUGAUGACCUCCCCACAUCCUUAAAAGGCGGAGACGUAGCGGUUCCUUCUCAGCUGGAGCCUUUGACCCUUGACCCCCCCCCAAGGGGAACAAGGGAAAUGCAUAAUAAACAAAAUGACGUUAGAAAGAAUGUCUCAAAAUAUACUUCUUCUAAUACAUCAGUGUGUAAAAGUACAUGCUGUAUCCCUUUGUGCAAAUCAUGAAUUCAAACCAUUACUUUCUCUGUCUUUGUUUUCCUCUCUGAAGAAGACGGCAAUGACAUCAGAGACCGUAGCACGCCGCUGCUGCUGCGUGCUACUGCUGCGUGUAAGCUGGAGGCCUUGAGCUCGCUGUUGGGGGACUGCAGCGUGGCCAAGAGCCUGUACUGCAGCGUGCGGUUGGUCCGCCUUGAGGAGCUGACUGGGCAUCGGGGCGGCUGCAAGGGCCGGCCCGGUGUCUUGUGUGGCAAGGUUUUUCCCAAUAAUGACAAUAUGAUCGUUCACAUGAGGACAAAACCCGGCGAGAGGCCGUACGGGUGUGACCAAUGCAUCAAGGGCUUCAGUCGGAAAAGCAAGCUGGAGAUCCACAUGAGGACUCACACCGGAGAGAAGCCCUACAAGUGUGACCAAUGCACAAAGCGCUUCAGUCAAAGUAACGACCUGAAGAGACACAUGACGAUUCACACCGGCGAGAAGCUGUAUGGGUGUGACCAAUGCACGAAGAGCUACCGUCAGAAAGGCAACCUGAACAUCCACAUGAGAACGCACUACGGGGAAAUACUCCAAAGGUGCAACCAAUGCACGAAGAGCUUCAGAAAGCAAUGUGAAUUGAAGAUCCACAUGUGGACUCACACCGGGCAAAAGCCCUACUGGUGCGACCAAUGCAUGAAGAACUUCAGUCAGAGCUCCUCCCUGAAGAUCCACAUGAGGACUCACACCGGCGAGAAACCCUACGGUUGCGACCAAUGCACGAUGCGCUUCAGGCAUAGCUCCUCCCUGAAGAUCCACAUGAGGACUCACGACGGGGUGAAGCCCUACCGGUGUGACCAAUGCACAAAGUGCUUCAGUUACAGCUCCUAUCUGAAGACCCACAUGAGGACUCACACCGGGGAGAAGCCCUACAGGUGUGACCAAUGCACGAAGUGCUUCACUUACAGCUCCUAUCUGAAGAGCCACAUGAGGACUCACACCGGGGAGAAGCCCUACAGGUGUGACCAAUGCACGAAGUGCUUCAGACAGCAACGCCAACUGAAGCUCCACAUGAUGACUCACAACGGGGAGAAGCCCUACAAGUGCGACCAAUGCAUCAAGCGUUUCAAUCGGAAAGGCACACUGAAGAUCCACAUGAGGACUCACAGCGGCGAGAAGCCCUACAGGUGCGACCAAUGCACGGAGCGCUUCAGACAUAAACGUACCCUGAAGAGCCACAUGAGGAAUCACACCGGGGAAAAGUCCUUCAGGUGCGAUUAAUGCACGAUGCGCUUCAGUCAUGGCUCCAAGUUGAAGAUCCACAUGAUGUCUGUGUGAUGAAGAAUAACUUAUUUCUAGGACACUUCUGACGGCAAAAUAUUUGAUUUAAUUUUAGAGCUUGACCAUGGGAAGAUACAGGCAGCAAAGUUACCAAGCAUUCGUUCAUUAAGUUCAAAUGCAAACUAUCUUAACGCCUUUUAAUCAGAGGGGACGGGAGGUAUCUCUAGUUCCAAGGAGAAUGUAUAUAAAUUCCUUUCAUUUGAAUAGUAAUUAUAUAUAUAUUGUAUACAAUUGUAUAUUAAAGUUACGCUUGAUAUUUCCAUAA